AUGUCCCUCCAUUUCUUGAGGCCGAAGGGUACCGAUCUGAGGAUUCGCUAUUUCCAAAUAUGUGCCAUUCUCAAGCCGACUCGAAUAAACUCAGAUAGCGAACGAAGCUGUCUUGCAAAUUUCACUUCUUGGCGUCAAUUCGCGACAAAUGUACAACUUAUUUCGCUUCACCCUCUUUUGCUCCCCUCCAAACUGGCUACACAUUGCGUGGAACUCGAAUCUGCCGGAUUCGAACUAAGGCUCGAUUUGGAUGACCCUCGGGUGUGGAUUGGAGAUCGCUGGGACUAG
Molecule: messenger RNA, 288 nt
Organism: Protopolystoma xenopodis
Lineage: Eukaryota; Metazoa; Platyhelminthes; Monogenea; Polystomatidea; Polystomatidae
Source: the annotation of a GenBank genome assembly